Anoplopoma fimbria (sablefish) is the source of this 889-nucleotide messenger RNA. It is a transcript of the gene morn3, whose product is annotated as MORN repeat containing 3. Lineage: Eukaryota; Metazoa; Chordata; Actinopteri; Perciformes; Anoplopomatidae. The coding region runs from base 134 to 889 and encodes 251 amino acids. The record is from RefSeq and is a predicted model, not a curated record. The transcript has 6 exons.
UUUACAAGCGUGUUGAGUUUAAGUAAGUCAUCCGCUUGGACACGUCGCUAAGGUACAAUUACUUAUUGCAUUAAAUGAGUGUUUUGUGUCCUAAUUUUGCCGGUGUGAGGUUUUCGUCAAGCUGCUCCCAGUCAUGCCAUACAUUAAAACAUCUCAAACAAAUCAGCUGUUGUUAACAUUGCUGGACACUAAGUCACAGAAAUGUGGACUGCGGUGCACAGUGUUCUCAGUUGAUGGAAAUGAAUACACUGGAGAGUGGCUGGACAACAAGAAGCAUGGGAAGGGAACUCAGGUUUGGCAAAAGUCUGGUGCCAUUUAUAAUGGAGAGUGGAAAUUUGGAAAACGUGAUGGAUAUGGUACCCUCAGUGUCCUGCUCCCAGAAACAAAGGAGUAUGCGAGGAAGUACUGUGGCGGAUGGAAAAAUGGAAAGAAGCAUGGGUACGGGAUGCUCUUCUACAAAAACUCAGCUGUUUAUGAGGGGGAAUGGAGUGAGGGCCAUCGAGGUGGCUGGGGAAGGAUGUACUAUGAUGGUGGAGAUAUCUAUGAGGGAGAGUGGAUGAAGGAUAAGGCUCAUGGACAGGGCAUCAUCCGAUUUGCAAAUGGAAAUUGGUAUGAAGGCGCCUGGCGAGAUGGCAAGAAGAAUGGUAUUGGAAAGUUUUACUAUUCGGACAAAGGCCAGAUUUAUGAAGGCUUUUGGGUGGCUGGAGUGGCAAAGUGUGGGACCCUGUCUGACUUUGGGAGGAACGAAGCACCGACACCGACAAAGUACCCGAUUCCACAGAUACAAUUGGUGGAUAUGCAGUUGGUUUUAAGUGAAGCCAAGUCAGCCUACACUGAGAGGACCAACAGCAAGUUUCCACUCCAUGACACACUCACAGGGCAAGAAUAA